AUGGAAGUCGCCGUUAUCGGUAGUGGGCUCAUGGGCAGCGGUAUCGCCGCGUGCAUCUCUGCGGGUGGUCCCCAUCACGUGCAUAUGUUCGAUACGAGCUCAGAAGCUUUGAAAACUGGUGUUGAGAAUGCUAUCAAUCAACGAGAAUUCCUAAGGGAAAAUCAUGUUCCCCCUACUGCUGUGCCUGGCGAGAUCUAUGCUGCUGAGUCGAUCGAAUCCGCAGUAAAAAACGCCGAUUUUGUUUUUGAGGCCGUACUUGAAGACACUGGUGUGAAACAGAGUGUUUUCAAACAGAUUGAAAAUGCCUGCAAAAAGGAACAUUUUGUGAUGUGCACCAACACUAGUAGUCUUUCCGUUACGGAAAUCGCUUCUAAACUCGACAAGCCUGGACGCCUGUUGGCCGCUCACUUCAUCGGUCCAGCUUACUUGGUGCCUUUGGUUGAGGUCUGCCCUGGUCAGAAAACUGAUGGUGAUGCGGUUGAGAAAGUUGAGAAGUUCUUAAAAAGUUGCGGCAAGAAACCAGCAGUGAUGAAUAAGGAGAUCGACGGCUUCGUCUGCGCUCGCCUACAAGCAGCUCUCUACCGUGAAUGCCUCCAUCUCGUCAAGUUGGGUGUCGCCUCACCCGAGACGAUCGACUCGGUCGUUUACAACGGUUUUGGCCGUCGUUUUAACACGAUCGGACCCUUCCAGCAAAACGACUUUGCCGGGCUUGAUCUCGUUGAGGACACUCAUGCGAGAUUUUUCCCUCAACUCGGAAAGGAUACCCACGAUGAUCGGAGUGAACGGUUGGUCGCUGAGGGUCGACUUGGUGUGAAGAACGGCAAGGGGAAUUACGACUGGUCCGACGCGGAUAUCAAACGCAUUGGUGGUGCUCGAGACGCUGAACUGUUGCGUCGAUUGAAGUUCGAUUUUGAUAAUGAUGAUAAUAACUAA
Messenger RNA from Perkinsus marinus ATCC 50983, 933 nucleotides. Its product is annotated as 3-hydroxyacyl-CoA dehyrogenase, putative. Gene Ontology annotation, biological process: fatty acid metabolic process. The coding region runs from base 1 to 933 and encodes 310 amino acids. NCBI's taxonomy places the organism in Eukaryota, Perkinsozoa, Perkinsida, Perkinsidae. The transcript has 3 exons. Gene Ontology annotation, molecular function: oxidoreductase activity, acting on the CH-OH group of donors, NAD or NADP as acceptor; NAD+ binding. The record is from RefSeq and is a predicted model, not a curated record.